GGACCAAUUCAAACAAGUAAUUUUUCCCCGUAUUUUCUCAUCGUUGGCGAUGGUGAGGAACAACAGAUAUAUAUACAUGUGUACAUAUUCUAGCAUCCGUGAUCUAGAUCUGCAAUGUUUUCCAAUCCUUCUUUUCCUUCUCUGCUGUAUACAAACAGAUGCACUGACAACAAGGUGUGAAUACAGAGCUUGUCAUCUUGAAAUUUGGGAGUAUGACAGUAGCGGGACUGCUUCUUUUGCCCAAAUGAGUGAUAUUAUGAAAAAUGCAGCUCAGGAGUAUAUUGACGCAGCAAUCGAGGCCAACAACAACCAAGAUCAAUGGGAUGAGAGUGGGAGCAAGGGAAUCACGCUUCUUGCUCUGAUAGGGUUCAUCGCCCACGCAUUUUCAUUUCUAAUCAACUUGGCGAUCAACGAGGAUGACCAUGUCCAAAAUCGCAAUUCCAUCUUCGGCAAAGCCGCACUUGUCAACUUUACGAAACCCCACCCCCCAAACGAGACAUCUUUUAUUUUCCAACGUGAAGGGAAGGCCGGUGGGUUUGAAGUGUGGAUAAAGUUCUACCCAUUAGCUGGGCCGACUGGAACUUUACAGACAGCCACUCUCUAUUCUGGAAGAUGGCGGACCCCCCGCGAACGGUCUCGGGAUAAUCUGUAGGCGGACAGGCAUAACCAUCUUCAAAAACAGCAUCACAUGCGUGUACCACAACAGACACUCAGCACGAUGGUCACGAAAUUGUUUCCAGGCAGCGGGAAAGUCUGGACGGUGCCAGCUCGCAUCUGUGUGAAUGAGAGUAGUACAGCAAAGCCGGGUGCGGCAGGACGUCCAUCUCCGGCCAUUUUCAAAGAUAAAUUAUUCUGCGUCUUUCGGAAACUCAAUUGUCGCAUAGCGAUUAUACACACGGAAGAUAAGCAUUCGUGGAAAGGACAAACAAAUAUAGGCCUUGAGAGUAAAGGAUAUUCGACCGUCAAGUCCAGUCUCGUGAGCAGAAACUUGGGAGCUCGAACUAGGGCUGUUUACGAUGGGGCAUAUUGAGUCAUGAGAGGAAUGGACCUUGGAAUAUAUUCCCUCCCUUUAUCCAGCGGCACUAUAUGAUAUAACGACUUUACAAUAUUUUCCGGGGGCGCAACACAAGGUGCUCCAGCCAGCUGUCUGUAUUCUCGACAACAAGCUGCAGAUCUUUCAAUGGAAUGUCAAUAGCCAAUGUUAUCUCGCCUCCUACAGUGAUAGGAAAUGGAUGGGGAAACUUUCCUUCCGUCGACGAGGGUUAUCCGCUUACUUCUUCUGCUGCGGUGGCAGUUUAUAACAGUAGAAUGUAUCUGAUAUACCGCAGAGAUAAAGUGGCGUUACAUCAGAGAACUCACAGCAAAUCGAGGUGCGAAAGCCGGAAGACCAGGGCUUGGGUGAAGGUUUUCCGCGAAUCAAUCAUGAUCAGAGCAGAAGCAACCUUUGGAUUUUGAUAUUCCGCGAUUGCGGUAUAUCAUUCCGACGAAAUAGAUGGGGAUCGUUCGUUAGGAAUCUUUGCGGAAUCACAUCUCGCGAACCGUCACCCGGGGACCGGAUCACUUAUUCAAGUCUGAGAUGACUUUGUUAUAUUGUCACGGGUUCCAUCGCGUAGUCCUGUGGAUGCACACACUAAUACAACUACAUCGUAUCGUACAGUCGGCGCCCUUUCGGUCGACGCCUUGGAAUUCUUCCUUCUUGGUGACUGUUAGCAUCUCUUACAUAUACCCAGAUCCUAUCCCAUCCCAUCCUAUCCCAUCCUAUCCUAUCCCUCGCACCGUGAUAUACUCUCUAUAUGAAGCCAAAUCAAAUCCAGCUAGGUAUGUCCUA
This is a messenger RNA of Botrytis cinerea B05.10, 1828 nucleotides long. RefSeq lists its product as hypothetical. Bases 50 to 652 code for a protein of 200 amino acids. NCBI's taxonomy places the organism in Eukaryota, Fungi, Ascomycota, Leotiomycetes, Helotiales, Sclerotiniaceae. The record is from RefSeq and is a predicted model, not a curated record. The transcript is spliced from 3 exons.